Messenger RNA from Fusarium verticillioides 7600, 6409 nucleotides. RefSeq lists its product as hypothetical. The record is from RefSeq and is a predicted model, not a curated record. Bases 1609 to 2058 code for a protein of 149 amino acids. The transcript is spliced from 2 exons. NCBI's taxonomy places the organism in Eukaryota, Fungi, Ascomycota, Sordariomycetes, Hypocreales, Nectriaceae.
AGGAUUCUGAGACGGUUACAUAUAUGAAGAGCCAGGCGCCCAGCUUGGUGAUUUCCAGGGUAUCUGUUUGCAACAAGCAAACAUAAGAGGGCACCCGAGAGAAUGCAAAGUGCUGGAGGCAGCUAAUCCGGCAGUAUGGGGCAGCCGGGCCGAAAAGUCGGACUUUCAUGAGUGGCUUCACCAAGUGCGCCAUUGAUCUCGUUUACGAUUUCCCCUAUUUAUCCAAUUUCUUCAUUUUCCAGGCUUCUUUCCGCGCCCUUUCCUUCUCCCGAACUUUUUGUUACGUCCUUUCAGUUUGUGCUACUCAAGUGUUUGAGCACAGGAGACCUCAAGAUGCCACUCACACAACAUAAAAUACACCCCACGGCCCUGGCUCAGCCACAGGGAUGAUCUCUGCUCUGUUGUCAACUAUUGGAGAUGAUACGUUCUUUGCCAUGCCAGACUUUUUUUUUUACCAAGAGCAGCUGGUGUGGCAGCUUAUGGCGACGUUGACCAAUUGUCAUCAUCAAUUGGAUGAUGAUCAUUAUCCCCAAUGAAAGGGAUGGAAAACGGUCGCAGAAAAUAAGUUUACACAGCCUGAAUCGUUUACGAAUUAGUUGCGUAGGCAUGGCGAGCUUUCGAUAUCAAAACCAGAGUCUCAAAUAUAAUUGAACAAGGGGCUGAGAGAAAGUGACAUAUCAUUGCAGCUCCUCGCGUUUCAAAUAGACUACCAGACCACCACCACAAGCGACACAAAAGACAAAGAAACAAAGAAACCACCAUGCUCAAACAGUCUAGGAGAAAUCCAUCCCAAGCCAAGACAAUCCCCAGCGAAAGCAAAAAAUGCACCCACCUCUUGCCCUAUCCUAGUCAUUAUCAUCCAUCAUAAGCAUUGAAGACGUUCAGUCUCUUCCUUGCACUCCUUUUUCAUCUUUCAUCUAUCAUGCAACCCGAAGCACCACGCCUGCCUGCGCCGCCCAAAAUGGUUCUUUCCUGAUUCUUCAAAUCGUAACUCAACUGCCAGCAGUGGGGGGUGCCUGCCCUUCGAUCGACGUUUACGUAUAGAAACUGGAAAGACUGCUUGCUACUUGCUUUGGCAGGAGCGGCAGAAGAGAAAGCGAGCGCACUCGGUGUGCCCUCCAGCAUCACCUAACGCCAUGUUCACUCCCAUCCCCUAUAGUUGAUUUCCCCAAAGGCUGGAGGCCAGAAGGACAUGUUUUACUCCUCCAUAUCUGUGUCAUCGGAAAUUUCGAGCAUCAUGUCGUCUUGGAGUGCCAUCGAAGAAGUGUCUCGGUCCAGACCAAGAAAGGCGACUCGAUCCAAGACGCGGCCAAUGUCUCUUUGUCUCCCGUUCAUUCCUGGGCCAGCUGUUUCAUCGAUCCAAGAGUGAAACGCCUCGUCAUUAGGUUCCUCAUCGUUGUUAUCGAGAGCCAUUGGUUCAUAGGAUUCGUUUGGUUCAGCUCUCUCCUGGCUUGGGCCAUUAUCGACAACCCGCCAUCUGUGGUCAACACUAUUUCGCCAUUAGGCCUGUCACUAUUUGGGUGGAAGCACAUAGACAAACCUGUCACAGCUUCCUUGGAGGGCAUACACUUCAGAGAGUGUGGGCACAGAGCCAUCCCUGGCCUGAUCAUGACUCAACGGGCUGUCCUGUUCGGCAACAUCUGGGAGAGUCUGUACUUGUUUGUGGCUCUCAUGUUUAUCUGCCGUCUUAAAGAAACAUGGAGAGGGAGAUCGAUGACCUUGCUCCUGUGCUCCCAAAAGAGGUCGGGAGACUACCCCAUUACCAUAGGCAGUGGGACUAUCAUGGGACACUACUUCGACAUUCCCUUCGUCGUACUUGUAGGCAAGGCCACAGUUGACGCAUACCCAUCGACCAUUCGCUCUCUCACAUGCUUGUGUGCACUUAAUGCACAUCAGAGCCACGGGCCCGCGAAGCUCGGAACGAGGAUCCAUGAGGGGACGUAUAAAAGCACCCUGAAUAGUGAAAGUGAAGUCCCCGAGCUACUGAUAUCCUCCUUACCUCUUGUGCUGGUGGCUGUACCAGAGGUUGAAAGAUGCUACGCAAGACGAAACUUCUAGGGGAUGGCGUUCGAGGAGUAUCGACGGGGAAGUUAAAGGCGAAAUUCUUUCGGCUGCUGGAAAAGAGUUGGAAUGAUUCGUCAGUCACUCUGUUUCCAUGAACAGAGCGAUCUAGCAGUUGACAAGAGAGACUGGAAAGGGCUGAUUCCAGAUGUGAUGAUACGCGGGGCUCCACACAAGACCACGGUGCUUUUGCGUGCCUCCGCAGAUACGCCCAGCUGGUGAAUGGAAGUGAAGAAGUGACAGGCCGACGAGGCGAGACGUUACGAAUAACGGUCAACAAUACGGUCAGUCGUCGAAGUUGAUGAUGGUGCCGAUAUCGAUGGAUGAGGUUUGGAAGGAGUGACGGCAAGAGUCACUUUGUCCAGCUAGCUAGUAAGCUCACGACAGGGGUACAGGCUACUGUACAUGUGCUGGCACAAAGAAGAGACAGCACCGAUCAUCCCGGUAGUCUUCGAAUUUUGUUGGAGGAUAUCCAAAAGUAGUGGAUCAACAGAAGAAGCAAUCGACACGAAGAAAAAGAAAAGGGAGCAUGUUCGUUGGUCGACUGGGAGCGAUGGAUUUGUCGUGUGUCGAAGCCACCGAGUCUUCAGGCGGCAUCCAACCAGACGGCACCUCGAGUUCUUGGUGCAAUGGCAGAGGAGCCUAGGCAAGGCAGCCUGGGGGGACCAUCGACCGAUUGGAGAGUUUCCAAACGAGGUCUCAUAAGUGGAAGAUGCUUAUGGGCGAGGCGCACACACAUGUUCUCAUUCAUAAGAGCAUUCCAGGACUUCCUUGAUGAAUAAACGAAACAAAGAUUGAACGAAACAAACUGAAACGAAACGGAUGUGAAACAGCACAGAAGGCUGAAGCCACACCUACCGACGUGGACGUGAGAUUCGCCAGUGUCAUGGUAACGACCUGAAUCUGUCACCACUCGACAAGAAAAAGACUGACAAGUGCGGAGCUACAAAGACUCAUAUUCUGUGGUCAGAAUCAAGAAUUUCGAAGAGAAAGCACGGCAGUGGACAUAUGGGACUACUUAACAUCUCCUCCCUUGAAGCCACUCUCCUGAUCUGCACGCGUCGGCCCCCAGGAAUACAGUUUCAGCUGGGAGUACUCUUCCCCAGCACCGACAUUCUCUAGUGUGUGAGACAGACCCUCCAUAUUUUAUGUAUUGGGGGUUGAUUGUCACCAAACGUCCCUCAGCCUGAUUUCCAGCUGUGGAUGUUGGUGGCUGGCACCCUGUCAGAGCACAUGUUUUGGUGCCAGUGGAGGUCUCAGCAGACGGUAUCUUUUAUCGCAAAUCCCCAUUGACUUAAAGAGCUUUGCAGGCUUUCAAAGUAUUAAUGCGAUAAAACGGCUUACGUCAGUGCAGUUGGGGGCUUGAAGGUCUACACCAAAGGGCUUUGUGCUAUCGAAGACGACAGUGAGCUGCUUGACUCCGCCAAGGAUCUCCAAUCUACAGGGGUCACUUCCAACAUACACGAUGAACGGAUGCACAAGAUUAAGUUGGCUGAGAUGGCCAGGCUUCAGAUCAGAGCCAGUGACGAGUGCCACCUCCCACAAGCUACUCAUUUAAUCAACGGUCAUCACGAUCAAUGCACGUCUCUUCUUCAUCACAUACCUGGUGAGACAUGCACAGCGAAAUGCCUUUGAAUGAUUCGCAGUUGGCUUGGCUGAUUCACUAGCCUGUCCACUGGCAAAGAGCGUGAUAUGCAAUGGGGAAAUCACUCUCUGUCAAGUGAACAGACAAUGGGUGUGAAGCUACGAACUUUCAUGCAGUGUAUGCACUAUUUCUGGGUGCAUCGCGCUAUUAUUUUCUCAUGCAGCCAACAUCUAUUGGGGAAGUGGGAUGGUGGAUGAAAGACACGACCCUCCGCGGGGGAUACACGAUUGUGGCUUACACCAAAAUUCCACGGCGAUCCACCCUCUUGGAGACUACGAGGCCAACAUCCGAAUGAUUAGUCCCGCAAUGGCCUUGGUAAUCCAGAUCAAUUGCUUUGAUUGAUAAAUAAUAGUCUUGAGAAUACUAAGACUUCUAUACAAUAGACUGGGCCCUGCUGAAAUCGAAAAACAAUCUGAUACUGAAAGCUAUCCAUGCACAAGGUGCACCAACCAGCCAAAAACACCAAAAUCAUAUAGCACCGAGUGUUCCUUCGAGAAACGACAGAAAUAGUAAUGCGUACGAGAUGAGGGGCAUGUCAGGUUGAGGCACGAACCAACAGGAUAACAAGCCCAAGUGCCAUUAGACCCCGUGCCCAACGCCAGACUUUGCACUCUGUUAAUUUCGGCCUCUCUUUCACCGUCGUGCUUGUGAAGAGCUGUUAUUUUGGCCGCGAUAGUCGAGAGUUCUAGGAUAGCCAGGACAACUCUGAUGGGUGUAUUGAGGAUAUCGCUCAUCCCUCUGAGCCUCACUGGCCGAAGUGCUGGUACCAACAGUCCCUGUGAACUGGUUGUCAAAUUGCGAGAUAGUGUUAGUACCGCGCCUGAUACCGUUUUGUUCGGCUUCGUCAGGAGACGUUGCCAUUCUAACUCGCUGACCGUUCACGAAGUUGGUUGUUCUUCGUUGAGGGUCAUCCAUCGAGUGCUGGACCCCUGGCAAAUUUACUUGGUAUUGAUUGCCGGGAGUAUCGUUGGGUCCCUGGGUGAUACGACUAUUCGGAAUGGAUUAGCUGGUGGUCGUUGUCUUUCCAACGAUAUCACCUCCACAUACCUUCCCUGGUAGGCGGGCUGAUUUGAUGGAGCAUAGGUAUAGCCCAGUGUGCUUUGACUUGAAGCUGUUUGUGGAUACGGUCGGUCCUGAUGAGGAUAGUAGGCUGUUCCAGAGUGUUGAUUUUGGGGCAGAUGUUGGUGCAGCCCGACAUCCUGGGGUGCAGUAGUCUGGCGCUGUGGUUGCGGUGCUUGCUUUAUAUGGCUCUGGGUUAUAUUCGCGCCCGGAGACGAGAACCCACUCGCAUCUCUAGUGUAGCGAUCUCCCGAAGAGGUCAUGGUUAUUUGAUAAGGAUCCUCCAGGGGAAGAGCCAACUGAUCGAGAAGAUAUGAGAGCAGUUAAUAGUAAGAGGGGGAUGGGUGUAUCUGGUAGGUGACAGACUCUUGUGACGAGACUUCUAAACUGGCAAGCAUCGCAUGGCGGGCAUGAAAGGGGUAUUAAUGCACCAGCUCUCUGUUACGCGGUGAAGGGCUUGUAGCAAGCUUGGGCAGGGUUGAUCGGAUUACAGAGAUGAAACACCUCAUGAACCUGGUUUCUUUUGCACAGCAUCACUGCUUGUCAAGGUCCCGAUAUUCUUCAGACAUCGCUGCUUGGAUGAAGGCUGGAAAUCGUGCGGUUUGCCAGCGAAUUCGCCUAGUAACAUCUGCCAGUUUGCGAAGGUUAGCCACGACAACAUGUGCUAGGAGAAUGAAAGGGGUAUUACAGAGCAUGGUUGAUUUACAUCAGCCUGGGGCGAAACGAGAGAUUGUCGUGGCAUGAAAAAACAUGGCCAACCCGGGAAUGGGAGUCAAUUUGCUCGCCUCGGCAUUUGGUUCGCUCUUGUUGACUGGGCCUUCUGUCACUAGGCAUAUACCUAGGCGGAAUGUUACUUUCAGAGGCAAAAUGCACUUGUUAGAUGGAUUCUUGGGAUGACGACAUGUUCGAAAUCAUCAACGUUGAUUACCUACGAUGAGAAGGUUCGCAUGGUACGCACAAAGGCAGUAUGUCAGCGGCAGCGGCUGCUCCUGCGAGAAAAGAUGGCCAAGCAGACAACCUAUCAAGAUUCAUCCGUUGUUCAACUAGUAUAUACGCGUCCCUUGGCUGUGUUUGGUUGGGCCCAGGGCACGCAACAAACGGGUCGAAAUACUUCUGGUCAGGUCGUGAUCUGGCAUGGCUUUGGAGGCGACUAAUCGAAAAGGACUCUAUGGGGAUCAUUCGGCUUAGACAGAACCCCAAACUUCGACGCAGAUGGGCAUUCGAAUUUUCGAUUCUGCUGUAUAGUGUCACACAAUGCGCAUGGGAAGGAGGGAAAAGAACCGCAAUUUUACACAGAAGGGAAGACUUGGAAGAUUGGUGACGGCUGACGGCAAUCAUUCUUCUGCCAACGACGUCAAAAGUAGCUGCAGCAUGAUCGAUUCUUUCCUGCUUGCGGAGAUUCCUUCGUGGAUUUGUGUUUGAAUGAUAUGGAAUGGAUAUUUUUCGUACAAGAGAGCAGCAUGUUCUCUCGUACUGAUUCACUGUCCUCUUAGCCAGCCAUACACAAGGAAGAGGGUAAAUUGUUCCGCUUGCAACUGCUGGACCUAUGACUUUCGCAUCUCAUGCGGCCACACAAGGAACUUAUCGCAGAAGAUCUCGGCAACUCCGAAAACUCUAGGAGAUUCUGGGGAAAGUAGAGCUAGU